UUUUGCUCAUUGUCGUUUCCAUGGUGGGAGAAAGCAGAGAGAAGAAUGGUUAAAGAUGGAGUCGGCGUCACUGCUCUGCGGAGAGAGGGCAGAGUUGGUAUUUGGCAUGCGUAGAUGUGUAGUUCUGACUUGGGUUGUGGUGCGAUUUUCUCUUUAAUUUGUUGUUGUCAGUACCACCCGCAUUUUGACAAACUCUCCCCCCCCGGGCUUCCAUUGCAACCAAUAAAGCUGAGAGCUUUUCUUCUGCUAGCUCUCUUCUUCUUCUUUUUCACGCCCCUGAGAAGGAAAGAGAGCUCUCUCCUUCUUCUUCGUCACGCUACCGAGAAGGAAAGAGGGAAGGAAAGAAACGCAGGGGAGAAACAGAGGUUUAGGAGGAGGAGGAGGAGGAGGAGAAAAGAAAAGCAUUGUUCGAGCAAAGAGCUUCCCGUGUGAGGCUAUCGAGUUAGGAUACUGGUCCAGGUUCUGAUUGAGCAUCAGCAUCCAGUAAUAGAGCAAUCCUUAGCUUCUACAUGGGUUCACUGUCGGAGACUUCAACAACAGAUAGUUACUGCAAGCCGCCGGGAAUUCGGUUUGUCAAGUACAUAAAGAGAAGUCCCAUUUCCUUCAGAACACACCAAAGCAUUGUCUUGAUAGUCACAUUCCUUGCCUAUACAUGCUAUCAUGCUAAUCGGAAAACCACGAGUGUUGUUAAGAGCACUCUUGAUCCUGCGUCAUCCGAAGUAGGCUUGAAGUUUCAAUCAUGGAGGAGAGGCUAUUUGCCUAGUCCACUUGAAGCCAGAAAUUUUUCUGGACUACUGGGUAGCGAUAGUGGUUGGGCCCCAUUUAAUGGAUCAGAUGGCACGGAAUUGCUCGCUGACCUCGAUGUGGCUUUCCUCUCCAUGUAUGCCCUGGGGAUGUACUGCUCCGGCCAGUUAGGAGAUAGAACGAAUUUGAGGAUUCUCCUAACUGUAGGGAUGAUUGGGACCGGUUUGUUUACUUCACUGUUUGGCGUUGCCUACUGGGCAAACAUACAUAAGUUCUAUUAUUUUCUCAUUGUGCAAAUGGUUGCUGGUUUGUUCCAAUCGACUGGGUGGCCUUCGGUCGUUGCCGUAGUUGGUAACUGGUUUGGCAAGAGUAAGAGAGGGCUUAUCAUGGGUAUAUGGAACGCUCACACAUCCGUUGGCAAUAUUGUGGGUUCUUUGAUUGCUUCUGCUAUGUUGAGCUAUGGAUGGGGUUGGUCCUUUGUUGUUCCCGGCCUCAUAAUUGCAUUUAUGGGUGUAGUGGUCUUCUUAUUUCUACCUGUUAGUCCUGAAUCUGUUGGAGCUGAUAAAGACGAUGACCUGAACCCUCCCAAGAAAGUAGGAGAGGAAGUGACGGACCCCUUGUUAAGCGCUGAUUCGGAGCAUAAGGAGCAAGCCGUGGGGUUCAUACAAGCGUGGAAGAUUCCGGGGGUGGCACCUUUUGCUUUCUGCCUCUUCUUUGCCAAAUUGGUUGCAUACACAUUCCUCUAUUGGCUGCCGUACUACCUCAGUCACACGGCUAUAGAUGGGGAGUACUUGUCCAGCGAAACUGCAGGAGACUUGUCUACACUGUUUGACGUCGGAGGAGUCAUUGGGGGGAUCCUGGCUGGUCACAUAUCCGAUCGCCUGAACGCUAGGGCCAUAACAGCAGCGUGCUUCAUGUACUGCGCCAUUCCGGCGCUCUUUCUGUACAGAUGCUAUGGAUAUGUUUCCUUGCCUGUAAACAUCACGCUCAUGUUCAUCACUGGCAUUUUCGUAAACGGGCCUUAUGCUCUGAUAACAACAGCCGUCUCGGCCGACCUGGGGACACAUGCCUCUCUGAAAGGCAAUUCGCGAGCACUUGCCACGGUGACGGCAAUCAUAGAUGGAACGGGCUCCAUUGGGGCUGCCCUUGGGCCGUUGUUGACGGGUUACAUCUCCACAGAGAGCUGGGGCGCAGUUUUCUGGAUGCUCAUGGGAGCUGCUUUAAUUGCAGGGCUGCUUCUCACAAGGCUUAUUGUCGCCGAGGUGGCUGCAAAGAUUGAGGAGUCGAGAGCGCGAAGGAGUUCCGUCCCUGCCGUCGAAGUGUAAUUGCAAAAGGAGUUCGAUACAUAUAUCAUUACCUGCAACUCCUGGGGUUUGGUUCUUCCAGCGCAUUGCAAGUAGGUAUCGAAUCCUCUGUUCAUGAAUUGAUUUUGAGGGGAAGGCAUCCUUUGUCUCCACGAAGAUGAAGAGGAAGGAGCAUAUGCGCGGAGAGACAGGAAUUUGAAAAGAACGGACUCGGGGGUCGGGGAGGAGUGGCGGUUGUUCUGCUUGUUUGUAUUGCUUUUUGUACAUUUCUGGUGUAUCAUGUUCCAUGGGAUGGAGCUGUGAAAAAGUUACUUCAAGUAAAGAUCAAGUCCGAUUUUGUUAAGUGUUUGUAAACGAGCCACAUUGGAGAAAUAGAAGGAAAAUAUUUCUUUUAA
Molecule: messenger RNA, 2443 nt
Organism: Eucalyptus grandis
Lineage: Eukaryota; Viridiplantae; Streptophyta; Magnoliopsida; Myrtales; Myrtaceae
Product: putative glycerol-3-phosphate transporter 1
Exons: 3
Coding region: 510-2069 (519 amino acids)
Biological process (GO): transmembrane transport; phosphate ion homeostasis
Cellular component (GO): membrane
Molecular function (GO): glucose 6-phosphate:phosphate antiporter activity
Source: RefSeq, a predicted model, not a curated record